Messenger RNA from Meloidogyne enterolobii, 951 nucleotides. The record is from the annotation of a GenBank genome assembly. Lineage: Eukaryota; Metazoa; Nematoda; Chromadorea; Rhabditida; Meloidogynidae.
AUGGUUAUUAUUCGAUUUUGGUUAAAACAACUUUUUAAUUGUGUUUUUGAAGAUGUUAAGUUUAGACAUGUUAUAUUUAAUCCAGAAAUGAUUAAUUUAUUAUUUGGUAACGACAAAACAAAUUUUAAACAAUUUUACGUUCAAAAUUUCCAUCUAUAUCUUAGUAAUGAUACAAGGGAAAAUAUUUUUAAAUUUGUUUUAAACCGAUUUGCAAUUUAUUGGUUAUUUGUCACCAAGAACAACAUUUCAGAGCGACAAACUGAUAUCUUAUUCAAUAUUAUAAUAAAUGAAGGCGAUAAAUUACCUAAAGUUGGUUUUGGUUCUUUCAAGUCUUCAAGAAUUUAUGAUCUUAUUGUUGAAUUUAUAACAACGUCUAAAGAUUUCUCUAAAAUGGUGCCUUCUAUUCAGAUAUUUUUUGAUUCACGUGAAAAUUUUAAAUUACCUGAGAGAGCAAAAAAUGUUAAAACUAGUGAGCGAUAUGAAUAUACAAAAUACCAAAUUGAUAAUAUUUAUAAUCCAAAAGUGAAAUUUUUAUUUUCUAAUAAUAGAUAUGAAACAAUAUUUUAUGUUUAUAUCGAAAAGAUGGAAGAAUUUUCAUUGAUUAAAAUGCUUUCUUUACCACCUGAAGUUCAACUCGAUGUUUUAAAAUGUUUUAAUUUCGAGCAAAUAUUCUCCCUUAAACUAGCCAAUUCUUACUUUUACAAUUUAAUUAAUAAAUAUAAGGGAGGGUUGGCUAGAAUGGAAUUUAAUAAACUCUCUUUGAUUAACACCAGUGAUAUCCAUAGUCAAGAUAUAAUCAUUAAACUUGACCCUGUAAUUUCUGAUUUUGUGUUGGACGAGCAGCUUAUGAAGAAGUGGAAAGCAGCGAUAGCUGAAUCAUUUACGUUACUUUCGCAUGAUUUUGGUGAUAAUACAUGCCGUGUUUGUGUAGAGAAAGGUUUAAAAAUGUAA